AUGAUUGUCAACCGACAGCUGGGCAGAAACGGUCCAACAGUUCCGGCCUUGGGCCUCGGUCUGAUGGGGAUGUCCUUUUGGGUCUAUGGCUCGAUUCCCAGCGAUGAGGAACGGUUCAAGGUCCUCGAUCGUGCCGUGGAGCUGGGAGAGACAUUCUGGGAUACAUCCGAUCUCUAUGGCGACAAUGAGGAGCUACUGGGCAAGUGGUUCCGACGCACCGGAAAGCGCGACCAGAUCUUUCUCGCGACCAAGUUCGGCUCACCAAACCCCGUCGACUGGACCGAGGCCAGUAUUGCUAACCAGCUUUCUCCCUCAGACUAUUUGCACAGUCCCAACCCACAGACUCCCAUCGAGGAGACCAUGAGAGCUAUGGUAGAGCUGCAGGCAGAAGGCAAAAUCAAGCACAUUGGUGUGUCUUCCGUGUCUUCCGCGACCCUUCGGCGCGCAUGCAAGAUCGCCAAUGUCGUGGCCGUCCAAACCGAGUAUUGUGUGUUUUCACGCGAUAUUGAGGGCCCAGCAGGCACGAAUCUCCUGGCAACCUGUCGGGAACUUGGGGUGGCGCUUGUGGCUUCCUGUCCCCUUGGACGCGGGGUCCUCACGUCCACUUUCAGCGCGGGUGAGCCAGUCGGCGACAGUGAGGAUAAGCGACCAAAGAUCAUACCGAAGUUUCUAGAAGAGAACCGUGAGCGCAACGUCAAAGUUGCCAGUCAGUUCGCGGCACUGGCGGCGAAGAAAGGUUGCACUGCAUCUCAACUGGCACUCGCCUGGCUCUUGAAACAAGGGGACGAUAUUCUUGCCAUUCCAGGGACGAGAAGGGUCAAGUAUUUGGAGGAGAACUGGGCUGCUCUCCAGAUUUUGCUGACGGACGAGGAAGAAGCCGAGAUCAGAGCAUUUGCAGAGGAGAAUGAAAUGGCUGGUGGCCAGGUUCCUGACAUGUUCGUGGAGUAUCUCUAUCGCGAUACUGUGGAGGAGAAUUGA
Molecule: messenger RNA, 978 nt
Organism: Aspergillus thermomutatus
Lineage: Eukaryota; Fungi; Ascomycota; Eurotiomycetes; Eurotiales; Aspergillaceae
Product: putative aldo-keto reductase (AKR13)
Exons: 4
Coding region: 1-978 (325 amino acids)
Cellular component (GO): cytoplasm
Source: RefSeq, a predicted model, not a curated record